AUGGCGAAGCAUCUUGGAGGCUCAGGCACACUGCUUGCGUCCUCACGAAGGAAGUCACGCAAAGCUCAUUUCGGAGCCCCCUCGAGUGUCCGAAGAACUAUUAUGAGUGCGCCUCUCAGUAAGGAAUUACGGGAAAAGCACAAUGUUCGCAGCAUACCAAUUCGAAAAGACGACGAAGUCAUCAUCAUGCGAGGUACCAACAAAGGACGAGAAGGCAAAGUCACCUCGGUGUACAGAUUGAAAUAUGUCAUUCAUGUCGAGCGAGUGUCGAGAGAAAAGUCAAAUGGUCAAAGUGUUCCGAUCGGCGUUCACCCUAGCAAGUGCACCAUCACCAAGCUAAAGAUGGACAAAGAUCGCGAGAGUAUCCUCGAGAGAGUGGGUAAGGGUAGGGAGGCCAUCAAGGAGCAGCGACAGAUUGGGAAAAAGGAUUGA
Endocarpon pusillum Z07020 is the source of this 432-nucleotide messenger RNA. Its product is annotated as 60S ribosomal protein L26-2. Gene Ontology annotation, biological process: cytoplasmic translation; ribosomal large subunit biogenesis. Gene Ontology annotation, cellular component: ribosome; cytosolic large ribosomal subunit. The transcript is spliced from 3 exons. The coding region runs from base 1 to 432 and encodes 143 amino acids. Lineage: Eukaryota; Fungi; Ascomycota; Eurotiomycetes; Verrucariales; Verrucariaceae. The record is from RefSeq and is a predicted model, not a curated record. Gene Ontology annotation, molecular function: structural constituent of ribosome; RNA binding.